Molecule: messenger RNA, 1828 nt
Organism: Sesamum indicum (sesame)
Lineage: Eukaryota; Viridiplantae; Streptophyta; Magnoliopsida; Lamiales; Pedaliaceae
Product: protein DETOXIFICATION 18
Biological process (GO): xenobiotic detoxification by transmembrane export across the plasma membrane
Cellular component (GO): membrane
Molecular function (GO): antiporter activity; xenobiotic transmembrane transporter activity
Source: RefSeq, a predicted model, not a curated record
AAUUAGAAUAUUUCAUUUAAAGCGUCUGGUCCAGCAUGCACCAAUAAUCAGACGACUGUUACCUAAUCUGAUUGCACUGUGCGAGGGCUGCAUUCGUCUACCGGAAACGUUCACCAGAUGUAUCUAUAUAAUACUCAGUGUGCGCAUGCAGUCGUUAAACGACAUCGCUAGUUCCGAAUAUUAAUUACUGAAAAUGGAAGGGGAAAUUUAUGUGCCUCUGAACAAGGCGGAGGAGGAGGAGGAAGAGCUGGGUCUUCGGGUGGAGAGCGGCGGAGCAAAGGCGGGGACGCAGCGGAGGCGAUGGUGGUACAAGAGCUUGGACGGGGAAGAAGCCAAGGACAUGAUUUUACUGUCGAUGCCCAUGAUUCUGACAAAUGUGUGUUAUGACAGCAUCCCUUUGGUUUCUGUAAUGUUCGCCGGCCACCUUGGAGAGGAGCAGCUCGCUGCUUCCAAUCUUGCCAAUUCUUGGGCCUCCAUCACCGGCUUCACCUUCUUGGUUGGCCUGAGCGGUGCCCUGGACACACUUUGUGGGCAAGACUUCGGCGCCAAGUUAUACAAAACACUGGGGAUUCACCUGCAGACCUCUUGCAUCAUAUCAUUCUUCUUCACGACCCUUGUCUCGAUUCUCUGGUGGUACUCUGACACAAUCCUUACAUUCUUACAUCAAGAUCCUCAAAUAUCAAAACAGGCAUCUCUCUACUUGAAGUACCUCAUACCAGGAUUGUUUGCCUAUGGUUUCUUGGAGAACAUCCUGCGGUUUCUUCAGAUGCAAUCGGUUGCUUUUCCGCUUGUUGGGCUCUCCCUGAUGCCUCUGAUCAUUCACGUUGGUGUCGCUUAUGCUUUGAUCCAUUGCACUGAUCUUGCCUUUAAGGGUGCGGCGCUGGCAGCGUCGAUUUCGUUGUGGAUGGCUGUAAUAAUCCUAGGAAUGUACAUUCUCCAUGCAAAUAGGUUUAAGGAUACUUGGAGUGGGUUUUCAUGGGAGCCUUUCUAUUCCAUUUUUGCCAACCUGAAGCUGGCUCUAGUAUCCGCAGCUAUGUCGUGUUUGGAUGAGUGGGCGUUUGAGCUUCUGGUUUUGCUAGCUGGAUUGUUGCCAAAUUCCACGAUAAAUACUUCCCUAAUCGCAAUGUGCGCUAGUACAGAAAACUUUUCCUUCAUGCUGUCUUAUGGUCUUGGCGCAGCAGUAAGCACAAGGAUGUCCAAUGAGUUGGGAGCUGGAAACCCUGGUCGAGCCAGGCGUGCAAUGACCGUGGCUCUCAAGCUGACCACUUUUGUUGCACUUGCUGUCAUUUUAGUCUUAAUCCUCGGAUCCCAUGUCUGGGCUGGCCUCUUCACAAACAGCCCUGCAAUUGUGGACGCAUUUUCCUCAAUGACACCUCUGCUUGCCCUUUCUAUCGUGCUUGAUUUCGUUCAAGCCACCUUAUCAGGGGUGACUCGAGGGUGUGGUUGGCAGCACAACGGGGCGUGGAUUAACCUAACGACGUUCUAUCUAAUCGGGAUGCCAUUGGCGGUCCUACUUGGCUUCAAGUUUAAACUAUACGCACAGGGUUUGUGGAUUGGGUUCACAUGUGGUCUCGGCCUCCAGGUUGUAAGCCUCUUGUUGCUGACCAGGACAAGAAUUAAGCUGCCCGCGAACCCCUCAACUGACAUUCUGGAAGAGCAACAUGUUCCUAAUUACGUUGCCUGAGGAUUUAACGUGUCAAAUUUGCGAAUAAAAGCUGUUAUUGCUGAGAUUCUAAAGUUUACUCUUCGGACAACGUUAUUGGCAUAAUUAAGCCGAGUAAUAAGAUGUGGGUUCUCAAUAAAUUGUUGGAGAGAAAAUUAUGUAAUA